Molecule: messenger RNA, 873 nt
Organism: Hermetia illucens (black soldier fly)
Lineage: Eukaryota; Metazoa; Arthropoda; Insecta; Diptera; Stratiomyidae
Product: protein THEM6
Exons: 3
Coding region: 172-753 (193 amino acids)
Source: RefSeq, a predicted model, not a curated record
UUCAACUUGAAUUCAGUUGGAGGUGAAACGACCGCCAAGUGGUUGGGUGACUUAACGAGCGCUGAUCGUGUAUAAUUACUAUAUCAAGGGAAUAAUAUUACUAUUCUGAGUUCUUUCCUAAGAAUACUAUAUUCAUCUGUGAUAAAAUCUGAGUUGAAACAUUUUAUAGUUAUGUCCUGGAUCGUAGCCCUACUUAUUCUUUAUAUAAUCUGGGACGUAAACUAUUUCAUCCGUUGCGUUUUCACAGUGUUCUGUGGCCGUUUACUUCAGAAAAAGAGGAAAAUCACAGACACAACAACUAUCUACGGUCUUUGUACUUCUCAAGAUGUGGACAUUUUUUUUCGCCACAUGAAUAAUGCCCGUUACCUUCGAGAGCUAGAUUUUGCACGUUUCCAUUUUUAUGGAUUGACAGGAUUAUACGAGGAAGUGUGCAAAGUGAAAGGUGGAGCGGUUCAAGGAGCUUCUAGUGUCCGCUAUCGGCGAACUAUUCCUAUUUUCCACCCAUAUAAAAUUCAAACUCGCCUCGUGUGGUGGGACGAUAAGGCCAUUUACUUGGAACAACAGUUCGUAACCUUGGCCGAUGGUUUCGUACGCGCUGUUGCAUUGUCCAAGCAAUGCAUUACGAAUUGCAAUGUUUACGAUAUUAUUAAGAAAUUCCCGGAAGGAAAGACUCGUCCUGAUAUGCCAGAGGAAUUGAAAUUAUGGUUAGACGCAAUUGAGGUAUCUAGCCAGAAGCUGCGUAAGGAUAAGUGAACUUCGUAAACUGGAUUGUUAAGUUUUUAGCUUAAGCAUUAGUUAAUUGGUGAUAAGUUUCUGAAGCAGGAAUUGUGUUGGAUAUAUGUGUAUAAUGAAUAAAUUUUUUUAAAUAGUUCA